Messenger RNA from Tupaia belangeri chinensis (Chinese tree shrew), 930 nucleotides. RefSeq names its product olfactory receptor 7A17. NCBI's taxonomy places the organism in Eukaryota, Metazoa, Chordata, Mammalia, Scandentia, Tupaiidae. Gene Ontology annotation, molecular function: olfactory receptor activity; G protein-coupled receptor activity. Gene Ontology annotation, cellular component: membrane. Gene Ontology annotation, biological process: G protein-coupled receptor signaling pathway. The transcript has a single exon. The record is from RefSeq and is a predicted model, not a curated record.
AUGGAACCAAGAAAUUAUACACAAAUUUCAGAAUUUCUUCUUCUAAGACUUUCAGAGUAACCAGAAUUGUAACCCCUAAUAUUUGGGGUUUUCUUCUUCACGUACCAAUUCACUGUGUGUGGAAGCCUGCUCAUCAUCCUGGCCACUAACACAGACUCCCACCUGCACACCCCCAUGUAUUCCUUCCUCUCCAACCUGUCCUUUGCUGAGAUCUGUUUCACCUCCACCACCAUCUCAAAGAUGCUGGUGAACAUUCAGACACAGAGCAAGAUCAUCACCUAUGCAUGCUGCAUCACCCAGGUGUUCGUUUUUCUUAUAUUUGUAGCAUUGGAUGACUUCCUCCUGACUGUGAUGGCUUAUGACCAGUAUGUGGCCAUCUGUCACCCCCUUCACUACACGGUCAUCAUGUCCCCCUGGGUAUGCAGAAAGAUGGUUCUGGCUUCCUGGAUUAUGUGUGUACUGUAUUCCCUGUUACACAGCUUAAUGUUUUUGUGGCUGUCCUUCUGUUCAAAUUUGGAAAUCCCCCACUUUUUCUGUGAACUUAAUCAGGUGGUCCACCUUGCCUGCUCUCACACCUUUCUUAAUGACAUGGUGAUCUAUUUUGCAGCUGUGCUGCUGGGUAUUGGUCUCCUCACUGGGAUUGUUUACUCUUACGGUAAGAUAGUUUCCUCCAUUCGUGCUAUCUCAUCAGCUCAGGGGAGGCACAAAGCAUUUCCCACCUGUACCUCUCACCUCUCAGUUGUCUCCUUAUUUUAUUAUACAAGUCUAGGAGUGUACCUUAGUGCUGGUGCUACCCACAGCUCACUCUCAAGUACAGCAGCUUCAGUGAUGUACACUGUGGUCACCCCCAUGCUGAACCCCUUCAUCUACAGUAUGAGGAAUAAAGACAUAAACAGGGCUCUAAAAAUAUUCUUUGGAGGGAAAUUGUGA